This is a messenger RNA of Cryptomeria japonica (Japanese cedar), 1914 nucleotides long. Its product is annotated as transcription initiation factor TFIID subunit 8. The record is from RefSeq and is a predicted model, not a curated record. Bases 226 to 1476 code for a protein of 416 amino acids. Gene Ontology annotation, cellular component: transcription factor TFIID complex. Gene Ontology annotation, molecular function: protein heterodimerization activity. Lineage: Eukaryota; Viridiplantae; Streptophyta; Pinopsida; Cupressales; Cupressaceae. The transcript is spliced from 2 exons.
AAACUUGUGCAAAACGAUUAUUCUCCUUUCUAUUUGGAGGGCCAAGCCAUCCUUGGCUUUGUGCCUCAUUUUCCCACAAUCACUUACAGGUCCCGUGUUCGAAACCCCGCGAGGCCUUCUGGGACUUAAUUCUUGAUCUUUUAUCACGAGGAUAAAAAGGAAAAGAAAGAGAGCCCGACGAAAUUCCGACUGAGACUGCUAUGUUAAAAUCUGAAAAACUCAAGCAUGAGCAAUGGCGGAUCAGCAGCAGCAGAAACAGAAAAAGCAAAGAAUGAGAAAAAACCGUUGGAAACCGGCGCGGACGCAUUCGGGCGUGCGAUUGCCCGCAUUGCAGUGGGGCAGAUAUGCGAAAGCGCGGGUUUUCAGUCAUGCCAGGAGUCCGCUCUGGAAGCCCUCGCGGACAUUGCAGUGCGGUACCUCGGUGACCUCGGCAAGUCAGCGCACUUUUAUGCUAAUCUGGCUUGCCGCACUGAGUGCAAUGUCUUCGAUGUAAUUCAGUCGUUGGAAGACAUGAACCACCCUCAGGGUUUUGUAGGCGCCUCUAACAUUCUGUCCCGUCGUCUCUCCGCUUCCGCAACGGUGAAGGAUAUCAUUCAUUACACUAACAGGUCGGAAGAAAUUCCCUUUGCGAGACCUGUGCCCCAUUUUCCUGUUGCGAAGAAAAGGGAACUUAUGCCUAGUUUUGCACAGAUGGGGGAAGCACCACCUAGUUCUCAAAUACCACAGUGGCUGCCUGCAUUUCCUGAUCCACAUACUUAUGUGCAUACACCUGUCUGGAACGAGCGGAAGUCAGAUCCUAGGAUGGAUAAAAUUGAGCAGGCUAGGCAAAGACGUAAGGCAGAAAGGUCAUUAUUGAAUUUACAGCAGCGGUUGGCAUGUGCUGGGGGACCUUCAUCUUCUCAACCAUUUGCUGCCCCAGUGGAAAUGGAUGACAUUGCCAGGGCCAAAGGGAAAAGUCUUCAACAUCCUGGCCCAAACCUGAACCCUAAUUCAAACCCUACCGUAAACCCUACCAAUAAUUCAAUUACUAACCCAUUUCUGGCACCACCUGUGAGUGCAGAGGAGAGAGCUGUUAGCCCUGUUCGAGUCCCAGAGCAGAUUUCAUUCAAGGCUGGCGAUCGGAAUUGGGGGGGUGGGACUGAAAAAGGACUAAAAAUGCCUUCAGUUUUGGAGGCCUUUGCACCUGCAAUUGAGGCUGCCAAGCAGGGGCUUGACUGUGCCAAUGAGCUGGCUGGAGGUGCUUCUAGAGGGGUGCAAGUUUUGCCUGAUGAAAGGCCACUAGUGCACUUCAAAUUUGAUUUUGGGAAGAAGGCAGCUUUUGCUUCUCAUGUGGCUUCUGCUGGGGUUAGGAACAGUGGGGUGCCCCUACCUGGACACUGGUUCGGUAGGGAUGAGGAGAAGGAUGAGAAGAAGAGGCGAGCAGAGCAAAUACUGAAGGCGGCCAUGGAAAACCCUCAGGACCUGGCACAAGUAUGAGAAAGGAUUUUUUUGGAGUCUGCAGCAAUGCUUGUAAGCAAUUUGUACUCCUUAAUUCUUAAUCAUCUAUUUUUGGACAGCUUUUAGGCAGAACUACGAAGAAACAAAACUUUCGAAUUCAGCAUGAUUGUUAUUUAUGCAAAAGUUUUUGUUCUUUAUGCCCAACUGUCCCUUUAAAAUGACUUCUGUUUGAGAAGGCAUAAAAGAAUGAGUGUAUCUUUGUCAAAUUUUAACUUAUAUCCAAGGAGGUCAACAGGUUGCUGUGCAUAUGCAGCAAAGUUUAUGUGCUUUCGUCUGAGUCAGUGGGAUUGGCUUGUUUUCCUUUCAAGCAGAAAUUGAUCAUUCUACAUCUGGUUGAGUACAGGCUGCCUCUGGCAAUUCUUUUAGCAAUGGUUCCCAACAGUUGUUCUCUAUAUAAAAUAUACGUGAUUUAGUUCA